This is a messenger RNA of Lutra lutra (Eurasian river otter), 2580 nucleotides long. It is a transcript of the gene ARL6IP6, whose product is annotated as ADP ribosylation factor like GTPase 6 interacting protein 6. The coding region runs from base 565 to 1245 and encodes 226 amino acids. The transcript has 4 exons. The record is from RefSeq and is a predicted model, not a curated record. NCBI's taxonomy places the organism in Eukaryota, Metazoa, Chordata, Mammalia, Carnivora, Mustelidae.
AGCAGGGUGGAGGGAAGUUGUGAUGGGGCGGGGAGAACAAUGCAAAAGGAAAAGAGAAGGGCGGUUAGGCAGGGGAGAGCCGGGCCAGAGAAAAAUAGGAGCGUAUAGCAGAAGGGAGAAAGCAAAUCGAUUGGGAAAUGUGAAUCCGAAGGGGGUAUGGGCGGGCGCUAGGACCGUGCGUCGAGAAGAUGCGGCUUUGGUGCUACUGGGGCGCGCGCUUGCCUAGAGGUGACGCGGCCGUAGCGGAGGUCUCUCGCUGGGACGAAACACUGCAGGGAGAGGAGACUUGGCUACCUUUAGCCUCGGCUUGGCUCUUUGUGCGCACUUCUCUGCUUCCUUUUCUUCCUACUGAUCUGGGGUCGUGCUCUGGCCCACGGGCGCCCAGCCUUUCUUUAGGUCCCACUGCACCUUCCCCGCCUAGUUGCGUAUCUCUGCGCUCCCCUGCGCGCCAGUGCCGGGUGGUGGAGGCUGUGGGGGGGUCUGGCCGCUGAUUGGCUGCUGAGAGCGCGGGGCGGGGCGGGUGGGAGUCUCUCGACCUCCGCGGGCCAGCUCGUCUUUCCCGCCAUGUCGUUCGUGGAGGGUGGGCGGCGCUCGGCUGCUCUAAGCCGACGUCUCGACACCCCUGUCGCGUUUUCCCGGCCCGCGUUUUCCACUUUCACUCAGGGCGAUAGUUGGGGUGAGGGUGAAGUGGACGAGGAGGACGGUUGCGACCAAGUGGCCCGUGACCUGCGGGCGGAGUUCUCGGCCGGGGCGUCGUCGGAGCCUAGGAAGGGUUCGCUAUUCCGGCGGGACGGGGACGGGUCUCCAGUUCUCCCCGAUAAGCGCAAUGGCAUUUUCUCGGCGGUGGCGGACGACGGAGCCCAGGCUCGACGGUGGCCGGUCCAGGUCCUCUCAAUUCUUUGUUCGCUGCUGUUCGCCAUCCUCCUCGCCUUCCUCCUCGCCAUCGCCUACCUGAUCGUAAAAGAGUUGCAUGCUGAGAAUUUAAAGACUGAAGAGGACAUAGACACUGGGCUAUUAGGAUUCUGGACUCUACUUAUAAUAUCUCUAUCUGCUGGAUUCUCUUGCUGUAGCUUUUCUUGGACAGUGACUUAUUUUGAUUCUUUUGAACCAGGAAUGUUUCCUCCUACUCCUCUUUCACCAGCCAAGUUCAAGAAACUGACUGGACAUUCUUUCCACAUGGGCUAUAGCAUGGCAAUUUUGAAUGGCAUUGUUGCUGCUCUUACUGUAGCAUGGUGCCUCAUGUAAACCUACACUGAAGCAAUAUUUUUGGUAAAACUUAGUCAUGGUUGCUUUAUAACAAAGGGAAGAACAUCAUUUCAUCAUUUGUCUACUCAGAAGACCAAGAAACCUGCUGUCUGUGGUUCAGAUAUGUCAUAUCAUCAUCAUUUUGGAGGACCGUUUUGUUUUGUUUUGUGUUUAAGGACCUUUGUAAGCACCAUUCUAGAACUUAGGCAUUGAGAAUAUCUGAGUAUUAAGUUUCAAGUAAUUUCUUAAAAAUGUAAGGUGUUUACCUCGUCUUUUUACUUUCGUGUGCAUUGUCCUUAUAAAUUAUAGAAAACAUUUUAGUGGAAUUCAAACAUGAAAACUUGAAUAUGGGAUAAUGCUAUGUAUAAUACUACAUUUUUGCUAAGAAAUACUAGUGGACUGUUUAAAUGAGAUAGAAAUACUUAUUUAUUCAUGAUAUUAGAAAAGCAAACAAUGCCUACUACUUUGACAUUUUAUAGAAGCUACUUUGAAAUCAGAAUAGUUUUCAAUAGUAAUAAUCAACAGAAGGUGCAUUUAUAUUUUUUAAUGGGGUAUAAUUCCUUAUGUGUUUUUUUAAUAUAUUUUCCUACUACAUAUUGAAUUUGUAUGUUUUUAAAAUUGCUACAUCUAAACAAAUGUAUAUGUUAUUUUUUAGCUGAGGGAAGCCUAAUACCUACCAUUUUAAGUAAGUAUUUUUUUUUUUAAAAAACAAAAAACAAAAAAAAUCCCACAAAAAACAAACACAGUGAACUGAGUUUAAAAUUAAGUAAACCUAUUUUAACAAAAAAAAUCUGAUAAAAAGUAAAUUAAUUAAACCACUAAGAUAUUGAGAAAGUUGAAGUUGUUCACUAUUUCUGUUUCCACAGUUGCAAAUAUUUUUCUUGGUGUGUAUAUGAUUAUUCCAACAGAACUGAUAUUAUUUUGUUUUUAAUAAAUAUAAAUCUAAAAUUUUUAUAUUUGGAAAUGCUUGAACUACUUUGUUUUUAGUCGCAAAGAUUUAGUUAACAAAAUAGAAAAGGUAUUUUGAUAAUGUAUAUAUGUAUAAUCUUUUUAUAUAUGUUUCAUAAUUUUCAUAUUUAAAUGUCCUACAAUUGUGUUUGUUUUUAUAGUAGUUAUCCUUAUUGUUCCUACUUCUUUUCUAAAUACCUGUUUAGAAAUUUGCUUCAAUUUUAGAAAGAUGGGCUAUUUAAAAUGCUGUGUUCCCUGGCCAUAGAAAAAUUUAUAUUAGGAAAGCAUUGUGUAUCAAAACAACUUAUUCAGGCUAAAUGGGAAGUGAGUAUGUGCAGUGUGUUCCUGUUAUAUGCUAAGUGUUGUUACUGAGUAAAUGAUUUAAUG